AUGGCAGACUUGGGUCCGCAGCUUGCUCCGGUCGGGGAAAAGACCUUGCUGCGGAAAUGCAAUCCCAGUACGCUCGCGUAUUGUCCGUCCAUGGACUUGAUUGCUCUGGCGACCGAUGAUGAUAAAAUAGAAGUCUAUCGCCUCAAUGGCCAAAGAGUGUUUGGGGGGUCUUUCAAGGGUGAUCCUUAUCUUGGCGAGGACGAGGCUGAUGGGGAAGUGAGAGCGGUGGCGUGGAAGGGUAAUGGUCGUCUGCUUGCGGUCGCUUGCGGGGAUGGAUCGAUUCGCAUUAUCAGUGCGUAUAGUGGCAAGACAGUCCACCACUACCGCGCCCAUGAGGAGAAGAAUGAUCAGUCUCAGUCCUGCAAGGUGACAUGUCUGGGCUGGGGCAUCAACUUUACAGAUAGCAAAGCUGCGCAGAAGCAUCUACAAGGUGCCGCGGGUCAAAUUUCCGUGGAGGAUCUUCUUGCUCCGGGCCUUCAUCCGUCCAAGGCGGGCGCCCUUCUCAAGGCGGAUCUUCCUCGAGAGCUCAUGUUGAUGGACAUAGAAAGUUCUCUGCCGAAGCUCAGUGUUCUCCCGGCGACUGGUGCCGAGGAUGACCUGUUCAGCUCGCGUGCCUCAAUCGAUGCUAUCUUUCACGCGUCUGCCAAGGACAAUAGUGACUCGGUCGAUGUUUUGUUUGUUGGCCUCGAUGACGGAAGCGUUCACCUGCGCAUCUUUGACUGUUUCGAGAUUGGAUCUUUCCCCAUUUUUGAACCGGAGGAGGUUGCUGAAGCGGGCUCGGUUCUUCGUCAUGCGUCGCAUCCUCUGAGCUCAACGCAUGCUUUGCUGGUGUCUCAUGGUGGGAACAAGGGUCAACCGAAGACUCCUCUCAGGCUGGUGACCCUGGAUCUGCGAUUCAUUACAAAGUCGGGAAGAUAUCUUUCAUUACUUGCAUCGAAGACAACCCAACUCCAGAAUCUGCUAAGAUACAUUGGCCAGGUACAGAAACAGAUCGAGCUCGAAUGGAAGACAGCCCAAGAGCUGCCUGCCCGGUUCCUGCGAAAUGCAAAUCAGGAUUUGCAAGAACGAUGUCAAUGUGAUUUCACAACCGCCAUAUAUCAUCUGGUUGUAACUGGCCAUUGCUUUGAGCCUCUGAAGGAGUUUUUGGUCGACAUUGUUGGCGAGCGGGGUCAUAAACGAUGGGACAAAGCUGUCUCCGGCGGAUAUGAGAAUAUCCGACGGUUGACUCACGAGUGUCUUCUCCCCGCCUUGGAGAGGAGUCAAGUUCUUCUUAGUCGACUGGUAGGACUUUCCAAAUUCUCCAAACUCAAUGACGUGCUUGGCUUGGAUUCGUCUAAGCUUACAGCGAUCGUCGAGACAGUCGACUGUCUUUAUCUUCUCUCGCACCAUAUUAUCAACCAUGCAAACGAAGAGCUGGAUCAGUUCACUGCCUUCUCGCGCUCGCUUCACCAUGAGAUCUUGAUCUUGAGCAGUGAACCUCUCUCACAAACCUGGGACGAACUUCUCGAGAAGCGAGAGCUUGUAGACGUUCCCCCCACUGUCAAGUACAUCACCGGGCCCCUGCGACAGAGUGCCUUGCGCCACUUCAUCCGCCAACUGCCUAUGCUCGGAAUUCCACAUGUGCCGACUCCCCAGACUGACAAAUGGCUCCCGCAUGGCCAUGAUCGUUCCUUCUUCGACGAUUUCAAGGUCCUGCUCAGCCAGCAGAAACAGGUGCAGGCAAAGAAUGGUGACACAACUAUGGUAGAUGCUCCAAAAUUGAAUGACCUGACACGGCGACUGGGAGUACAAUUCGAAAAGGUCUUUGCGGAAAUCGCCUUGACCCAGAGACGCGGUAUCCUGCAUCAUACCCCUAUUACGUUGCACGAGGACUGCGAUUCUAGUGUCCUUGACAUGAAGCUUUGCUAUGAGGAUCAGGAAAAGGGCCAGCCUUGUUCCAUCUACGUUGCUGCAAAAUCAGUCAGUGAUGCAUCACUGAUCUAUAUUUACCGCGUUGUCCUCGACUCCAUCAACGGGGUCAGCUCCACGCGAAACUCGUCCAUCGCCGCCCUAUUCUUUGACUCAGGAAGCGUCCGCCAAGUGCAAUUUGUCGAGGAUGACACGCUCAUGAUUCUCUUUACCUCGGACACAACAUCCCACCUCCUAAACCUUGGCUUCCAGCCACAUUCCACGGCGGAAGCAUUUGCUCUAAACUACACCGACAACGACCCGCAGCCCACUGUGGCCAAGCCCAAGGUGACACGCACGAAACUCGAUAUUCCUACCCUUCUGGCCGAAACCAACGUUGUUGUGCAUACCUUUGCUUCAGCGGGCCCCAAUUCGUCUCCGGUUCGGAUUGAUGUGAACGGGCGAGCGGGUCGAAGAGCCGUCUGUGUGUUGUAUGGGGACGGGAUGCGGUAUGAUGUGUUGGAUUUGGAUGCGGCGAUAGGAGAAGAAGGGGGAGUAUGA
Molecule: messenger RNA, 2448 nt
Organism: Penicillium diatomitis
Lineage: Eukaryota; Fungi; Ascomycota; Eurotiomycetes; Eurotiales; Aspergillaceae
Exons: 5
Coding region: 1-2448 (815 amino acids)
Biological process (GO): anaphase-promoting complex-dependent catabolic process; protein K11-linked ubiquitination; positive regulation of mitotic metaphase/anaphase transition
Cellular component (GO): anaphase-promoting complex; nuclear periphery
Molecular function (GO): protein binding
Source: RefSeq, a predicted model, not a curated record